Molecule: messenger RNA, 1318 nt
Organism: Impatiens glandulifera
Lineage: Eukaryota; Viridiplantae; Streptophyta; Magnoliopsida; Ericales; Balsaminaceae
Product: BTB/POZ and TAZ domain-containing protein 2-like
Exons: 5
Coding region: 16-1059 (347 amino acids)
Cellular component (GO): nucleus
Molecular function (GO): protein binding
Source: RefSeq, a predicted model, not a curated record
CAUUACCGCCAAAACAUGACUGGCCAAUCAUCAUCAUCUUCCGAUCAUCAUCAGCAGCAGAUAUACUCCGACUCCGACGAAGUUAUUCAUGUUCUCACCACCGGAGGAAUCCGCAUUCCUGUCCACCGCAGCAUCCUGGCAUCGGCGUCUCCUGUGCUGGACAACAUAAUAGAUCAUCGGCCGAAUAAGAGCUCUGAUAAUAGCACAAUUCAGAUAUUAGGCGUUCCUACCGAAGCCGUCGCCGUCUUCCUUCGAUUUCUCUAUUCGUCCAGAUGCACAGAAGAAGAGAUGGACAUGUAUGGAUUUCAUCUCUUGACACUGUCUCAUGUGUUCUCCGUUCCGGUUCUGAAGCAACGAUGUGCUAAAGCACUGAUUCGACGGCUCAAGAUCAACGACGCGAUCGAUAUGCUUCAGCUGGCGAGGCUCUGUGAUGCAUCCGAGCUUUACUUCCGCAGCAUGAAACUUGUAUCAGCAAACAUAAAGUUUGUUCAGAAAACAGAGGGAUGGAAGUUUCUCCAGGAGAAUGAUCCUUGCCUGGAGCUUGAGAUUCUCCAGUUCAUAGACGAAAUUGAAUCGAGGAGGAAAAUGAGAAGAAAGCGUAGGGAGGAGAAGAGGCUGUGUUUACAGCUAAGCGAAGCAAUGGAGUGUUUAGAGCACAUCUGCACAGAAGGGUGUACAAACAUAGGCCCUUACGACACAGAGCCGCCGGGGAAGAAGAAGAAGGUUCCAUGUCAGAAGUUCGCAACCUGCCAAGGCUUGCAGCUCCUGUUCCGCCAUUUCUCAACAUGCAAGAGAAGAGUGAGCAGCGUUUGUUACCGAUGCAAGCGAAUGUGGCAGCUGCUUCAACUCCACUCUUCUAUAUGUGAUAAUCCUGAUCUUUGUAAAGUCCCACUUUGCAGGCAAUUCAAGUUGAAAGGUGAGCAGAAAGGGAAAGGUGGGGAUGAAGCAAGAUGGAAGGUGUUGGUGAGAAAAGUUGCAGUAGCGAAAGCCAUGUCUUCUCUCUCGAUCUUUACACAACAGAAGAGAAGAAGAGAUCAUGGAAUGGAGGCCGAGUGCUAAAACCUAGCUUCCAACUAUAGAUAAAGGAAUGAUGAUGAUGAUGAAAAAUGUAAAUUUGUUGUUUCAAAGCUGUCUUAAUUCUGUUUUUAUUAAGAUGGUUUUGAAUCUUUUUGUUAGGGGAUUCAAUAUCCCACUCUUUUGAGAGGAGAUAUUGUAGCAAUAGGUUUGUUACUAGUAUCAGUAUUAUUUGAAUUCUUAUUAAAUUAAUAGAAUCUCUACUUUCAAUAUUUUAAUUGACCAUAUUUUUCUCUUCUUUUAA